CCGUGGAGCCUGAGCGGCGGCUGCGCAUUCCCGCGGGGGGAGGGCAUCGGGGGCAUCGGUCGGGGGCACCGGAGCCUCACCUGGACGAUCGGUCGGCUCUGUGUCCCAGUUGGUGGUUGGCCCGCGGCGAUGCCUGCCCAGUCCUCAGCCCCCAUUGAGGCUCCACCCACGCCCUCUCCAGAAGCCCAGGAGACUGAAGCAGUUCCAACCAAGGAGGAUGGAGGGAACGAGGGGCCGGAGGAGACAGGGGCCCCCAGUCUGCCCCAGCAGAAGUCCUGGCUGGUGCGACAUUUCUCCCUGCUGCUGCGGCGCGACAGGCAGGCCCAGAAGGCCGGUCAGCUCUUCUCGGGGCUCCUGGCCCUCAACGUGCUGUUCCUGGGCGGGGCCUUCAUCUGCAGCAUGAUCUUCAACAACGUGGCGGUCACUCUGGGUGACGUGUGGAUCCUGCUGGCCGUGUUGAAGGUCCUGUCCCUCCUCUGGCUCCUCUACUACACUGCUGGCACCACGCGGAGGCCCCACGCAGUGCUCCACCGUGACCCUCACGCGGGACCCAUUUGGGUUCGGGGCUCCCUGGUGCUUUUCGGCAGCUGCACUAUCUGCCUCAACAUCUUCCGCAUGGGCUACGACGUGAGCCACAUCCACUGCAAGUCAGAGCUGGAGCUCAUCUUCCCCGUCAUCGAGAUCAUGUUCAUGGGCGUCCAGACGGGGGUGCUUUGGAAACACUGUAAGGACUGCGUUCAGGUGCAGACCAACCUCACUAGGUGUGGCCUGAUGCUGACCCUGGCCACAAACCUGCUGCUGUGGGUUCUGGCUGUGACCAAUGACUCCAUGCACCGCGAGAUUGAGGCUGAACUCAGCGCCCUCAUGGAGAAGUUCUCAGGCAACGGGACCAACACCUGCCUGUGCCUCAACGCCACCGUGUGUGAGGUCUUCCGGAAGGGCUACCUGAUGCUCUACCCCUUCAGCACUGAGUACUGCCUCAUCUGCUGCGCGGUGCUCUUUGUCAUGUGGAAGAACGUGGGCCGCCGCCUGGCAGCCCACGCGGGCCCCCACCCCAGCACCCGACCCUUCCACCUGCACGGAGCCAUCUUUGGGCCGCUGCUGGGCCUGCUGGCACUAGUGGCAGGCGUGUGCGUCUUCGUGCUCUUCCAGAUCGAGGCCAGCGGCCCUGCCAUCGCCCGCCAGUACUUCACCCUGUACUAUGCCUUCUAUGUGGCUGUGCUGCCCACCAUGAGCCUGGCGUGCCUGGCGGGCACGGCCAUCCAUGGGCUGGAGGAGCGUGAGCUGGACACGCUUAAGAACCCCACCCGCAGCCUGGACGUGGUGCUGCUGAUGGGCGCUGCGCUGGGCCAGGUGGGCAUUGCCUACUUCUCCAUCGUGGCCAUUGUGGCCACUCACCCGCAAGAGCUGCUCAACCGGCUCAUCCUGGCCUACUCGUUGCUGCUCAUCCUGCAGCACAUCGCCCAGAAUCUCUUCAUCAUUGAGGGCCUGCACCGCCGUCCGCUCUGGGAGGUGCCUCCCCAGGGCCUGGCGGUGAAGUGGGAGGCUGAGCCUCCCCGCAGGGGCUCCCUGCUGGAGUUGGGCCAGGACCUGCGGAGGGCCUCCCUGGCCUAUAUCCACUCCUACAGCCACCUCAACUGGAAGCGUAGGAUGCUCAAGGAGAUCUCGCUCUUCCUCAUCCUCUGCAAUAUCACACUAUGGAUGAUGCCUGCAUUUGGCAUACACCCGGAAUUUGAGAACGGGCUGGAAAAGGAUUUCUAUGGCUACCGGACGUGGUUCACCAUUGUCAACUUUGGCCUGCCUCUGGGGGUCUUCUACCGCAUGCACUCUGUGGGAGGGCUGGUGGAGGUUUACUUAGGGGCCUGAGGCUGCCCCAGGAACCCACCUCAGCAGAACCAUGAAGUGCCAAGGCUGGGGAGACAGCAACCUGGAGUCUCUGAGAAGGUGCUUCAUUCCAAGGUGCAGAAACCAGCCUGGGGCUCCCAAAGCCUUCCCCUCUCCAAGCCUUGCUGACAGGAAAGGUGCUGCCUAUAGCUCAAGACCAAGCGCAGGUAUGGACACUGAUCUUCAGAGGCCCAUGUCCAGGUCUGCACACAUGGCUGCCCCUGCCUCACCACACAGUCCCUGCAGCCAAGGGUGCUCCCCAGGAGGCUGGCGAGGGCCCCACGCUACACUUGAGAAGGGCCAGUCCUAAAUAACACAGUCUGGGGGCUUUGGAGAGGGUCACCCCUCCCCAGCCAGGCCUCCAGGAGUCUGCUUCCUCCCAUGGGAGGGGCACACAGCCUGAGCGGGACCCAGGACAUCCCGGAAACUCAGAGCUCCGCAGGUAGCCCUGCCCCUCCCCACACACCCUGCCUCCUAAUGAGCUCAUUAAUUAGCUGCCAGGUGGGGUUGGAUAGCUCUCUCCUGCUGCCAUAA
Messenger RNA from Sciurus carolinensis (gray squirrel), 2418 nucleotides. It is a transcript of the gene Otop3, whose product is annotated as otopetrin 3. The record is from RefSeq and is a predicted model, not a curated record. Gene Ontology annotation, cellular component: membrane. Gene Ontology annotation, molecular function: proton channel activity. The transcript has 7 exons. NCBI's taxonomy places the organism in Eukaryota, Metazoa, Chordata, Mammalia, Rodentia, Sciuridae. Gene Ontology annotation, biological process: proton transmembrane transport. The coding region runs from base 130 to 1866 and encodes 578 amino acids.